This is a messenger RNA of Chiroxiphia lanceolata (lance-tailed manakin), 1995 nucleotides long. RefSeq names its product SAMM50 sorting and assembly machinery component (gene SAMM50). The record is from RefSeq and is a predicted model, not a curated record. Gene Ontology annotation, cellular component: outer membrane; SAM complex. Gene Ontology annotation, biological process: protein insertion into mitochondrial outer membrane; mitochondrial respiratory chain complex assembly. The transcript is spliced from 15 exons. Lineage: Eukaryota; Metazoa; Chordata; Aves; Passeriformes; Pipridae. Bases 70 to 1479 code for a protein of 469 amino acids.
GCGCCGCGGCCCUGACCGACCCUGCACCGCCACAGCCCGGCCCCGGCCCCGCCCGGCCCCGCCGCCGACAUGGGCACCGUGCACGCCCGGAGUUUGGAGCCUCUUCCCAUGACUGGGCCAGACUUUGGUGCCUUGGGAGAGGAGGCUGAACUGGUUGAAGUUGAACCUGAGACCAAGCAGGAGAUUCUGGAAAACAAAGAUGUGGUGGUUCAACAUGUGCACUUCGAGGGACUUGGAAGGACCAAAGAUGACAUUAUCAUGUAUGAAAUAGCUGAUGUUUUCAAGGCUAAAAAUCUCAUUGAUGUCAUGAGAAAAUCACAUGAAGCUCGUGAAAAGCUGCUUCGUUUAGGAAUCUUCAGACAGGUGGAUGUUCUGAUUGACACCUGUCAAGGAGAUGAUGCCCUUCCAAAUGGUUUAGAUGUGACCUUUGAGGUGACAGAAUUGAGAAGAUUGACUGGAAGCUAUAACACCAUGGUUGGCAACAAUGAAGGCAGUAUGGUCCUUGGGCUCAAGUUCCCAAAUCUCCUUGGGCGUGCAGAAAAAGUCACCUUCCAGUUCUCCUAUGGAACAAAGGAAACUUCAUAUGGCCUGUCCUUCUUCAAACCCCGGCCUGGAAACUUUGAAAGAAAUUUUGCAGUUAAUGUGUAUAAAGUGACUGGACAGUUCCCUUGGAGCUCCCUCCGUGAAACAGAUAGAGGAAUAUCAACAGAAUGUAAUUUUCCAGUCUGGAAGACCAAUCACACCGUGAAGUGGGAGGGUGUGUGGAGGGAGCUUGGCUGCCUUGCUAGAACAGCGUCCUUUUCCGUUCGAGAAGAAAGUGGACACUCUCUUAAAUCCUCUCUCUCUCAUGCCAUGGUAAUUGAUUCCAGGAACUCCUCAAUCUUGCCAAAACGAGGUGCUUUGCUGAAAAUCAAUCAGGAGCUGGCUGGUUACACAGGUGGAGAUGUGACCUUUCUAAAAGAGGAUUUUGAGUUUCAGUUGAAUAGGCAACUUCUCUGGGACUCGGUCUUCUCAGCGUCACUCUGGGGUGGAAUGUUGGUACCUAUUGGAGACAAACCAUCCAGUAUAGCUGACAGGUUUUACCUCGGAGGACCAACGAGUGUGCGUGGAUUCAGCAUGUACAGCAUUGGACCCCAGAGUGAAGGUGAUUACCUGGGAGGAGAAGCCUACUGGGCUGGGGGUGUUCACCUCUACACCCCUCUCCCCUUCCGGCCAGGCCGUGGAGGCUUUGGAGAUCUUUUCCGGACACAUUUCUUCCUUAAUGCUGGGAACCUCUGCAAUCUUAACUAUGGUGAUGGUCCCAGAGCUCACCUGAAGAAGCUGGCAGAGUGUAUCCGCUGGUCUUACGGUGCCGGCAUUGUGCUCCGACUGGGAAACAUUGCAAGGCUAGAACUCAACUACUGCUUCCCCAUGGGAGUACAGGCUGGGGACAGGAUAUGUGAUGGUGUUCAGUUCGGAGCAGGAAUAAGAUUUCUAUAAUACAGAAACAUUUUACAUCACUAAAUGAAAUUGUGCUCUGUCAUUGAAAUCAAGACUAUAAUAUACUUUGAUAAGGUCUGACUUUUUUCCUUGAAAUACAGAUACACAUCUGAGUGAUUUACCUCUUGGACUCCCCAAGAAACUACAUUAAAUAAUUAUGCUGUAAAGGUUCAUUGUACCUCUGAUUCUUAUCAAAGCUGGGAGAGUGUUUGUAGGAGUGUAGCUAUUUUAUCUUACAGCUUUUGUGUUCCAUAUUUUAUCUAGCUUUUAGUUAUUAGUUUUUACUUAAAAAUUUGAAAGUUAUGUCAGAUAUUGGCUCUUGGAUACUGUUCAUGUGAUUAUAGUUGUCAUUGGCCUGCAUGGCCUUCCCUCUUCCAACCACAAUUCUCACAAGUGGGAGUAUGGUUGGAAUGGAAAUUAAGGGGUUUUUCUCCAUCAUCAAUUUUUGUGAGCAAAUGACCCUGAAAAAAUCUGUUAUGUGUCAAAAAUGAUACCAUUUUGGUGGUUCUAAGUGAA